CUUCAAAGCAUCCCGCAUGCUCAACUCGUGGACGACGGUCUGCAACUUUGAUCACCUUGAGUCGCUCAGCGAUUAUGUCGGUCAUUACCUGAACUGCGAUCUCGAUUUAUAAUGUUAGAAAUAACAGAAGUACGGAUGACGAUGAUAUUCAGCAGAAGCUUGAGGGGCCCUCAGGCCAACUUGCUGAGGGUCGGCCUGGCCCGUGGCUAUAGCAGCAAACCGCUCGUCCAGCACGUCACGAGUGUAGACACUCCUCACGAGAGCAUCGAGGUGGCGCGAUUCAGGGAGCUGGCCUUCGACGCCGGCGUGCCUCUGCUGCUGAAAGCCUCACACGAUGGACCUGCCACUGCCAGCAUGCCCGCAAUGGAGAAGUGGUUCCAGCCCGUGUCCGACGGUCAGGGAUCACCCGCGGCAGACACGGUAUCUUCUUAUUUCCAGGACUUCGCCAUGGCUUAUUUGCCCUACGAGCUCAUGUACCCGCAAAAGCGUGAGGGCGGCAACGAGCUUGUCGGCCAGUUCAUGAGUUUCCUCCAGUCCGGCAGCGUCCAGUCCGGCAGGGCGGACACCGCGGAAGCGAGACUCGAGCAACAUCUCGCCAGCAUUCUGAGGCAAAAGAUCACGGAGGCACCCCCCGGGCUCGGACGUCCCUUUCUCGACCCCAACCGAUACCAGCAGCUCCUGCGCUUCCAUGCGCCCCUGGCGCUACUCAUCGCCGCGCUGAGGCACAACGCCCAGAGGAAAGGAUCCUCCCGCCUGCGGCAGCUCUACAUAGCCCAGUGCUCCCUGGCCGACCUGCCCCGGGAGCUAUCAGAGGACCUCCCCACGCCGCGCCUCGUGAGGGAGGCCGGCAACGGCGACAUAUACGCCUCGUCGGUCUGGCUGGGGCUGGAGCCGACAUACACGCCGCUGCACCGGGACCCGAACCCGAACCUGUUCGUGCAGCUGCGCAGCUCCAAGACCGUCCGCCUGCUCCCGCCGCACGAGGGGCGCGCCGUGUUCCGCGAGGUGCAGACGGCGCUGGGCCGCACGAGCGGCAGCUCGCGCAUCAGGGGCGAGGAGAUGAUGCAGGGGCGUGAGAGGGAGCUGCUUCACCAGGCCGUCUGGACGGCCCCCGCGGCGCCGCUGCGGGAGGCGGAGCUGGGCCCCGGCGAUGCGCUGUUCAUCCCCAAGGGUUGGUGGCAUAGUGUGAGGAGUCGGUCUGACGACGGGCAGCUGAAUGGGUCUGUGAACUGGUGGUUCCGGUGACGACUGGGAUUCUUUGCCAUAAUUGUCGGUACUGGUCUGACAGAAUCGCGUGUCAACCCGGACUUUGGGCAUUCUGUCACACGUGGACUAUAAAAACGACAUGCUGACACCUGUCUUAUAUUCUUGAAUGGUUACUCAUAUACCACUGGCGCAGAUCCCGGAUCUCGAGACGGAAUACUGGAGCGGGAGCCAUAGCCAGCACAAGACACCUUACUUAUCUUGGCCCAAGAAAUUGGUCCUCGACAUUUUCAAUACGUAAUAAAACACUGUGAGGUGCAGUUUUUGAGGAAAGGACGACACGCGCAUUAUUCAUUGCUUGUGGAGGCCCGGCUUUAAUUAGGUCAGUCAAUAGAUUCCGACAUUGUAGAUAUAGCUGUCACCGUGUGAUUCCGCACUACACAUGAUUACAAUGAAAAGGAUGUGAAGAUGAAUUU
Messenger RNA from Diaporthe batatas, 1679 nucleotides. RefSeq lists its product as uncharacterized. The transcript is spliced from 2 exons. Lineage: Eukaryota; Fungi; Ascomycota; Sordariomycetes; Diaporthales; Diaporthaceae. The record is from RefSeq and is a predicted model, not a curated record. Bases 112 to 1245 code for a protein of 377 amino acids. Gene Ontology annotation, molecular function: 2-oxoglutarate-dependent dioxygenase activity.